AUGCGUGUAUUGAAUAUCGGCGUAUUUCCGGCAUCAGGUCCACUUGCUGGAAGCAUCAUCGAGUAUUUGACGAGGAUCAUAACUCCGUCACAAUUAACUCUCUGCGUGCAAUCUCCGGAAGCUUUAUGUAAAGCCAAGGCCCGGGGUGCUACGAUACGAGAGGCGGAUUAUAACAAUAAAGGCACCCUUGACCGGGCUUUUGAUGGGCUAGAUGUACUCAAUUUAUUAUCCUACAGGAGUCUUGAUAAUGAACACCGAAUAAAGGUACAUCGAGAUGCAAUUGAUGCUGCUCGGCGUAUAGGCGUCGGACACAUUCUCUACACAUCGCUGGCAUUCGGAGGGGGCGGAUUAGACCUGUCAGCAGCAGAUAUUAUGCAGGCACAUUUAGCCACAGAAACAUACCUUGCUGAGACCCAAGCUGAUGACAAGUCUUUCACAUAUACAAUUGCCCGAGCAGGGAUCUUCUCAAGAACGUUCCCCUUGUAUACAGGACUUUUCAAUCCGAAAGCCUCACCGACGUCUGAGGAUGCGAAAAGUGUAAUUUCAAUUCCGCACGAUGGUUCCGGACCAGGAAUCGCAUGGGCCAAACAGGAAGAGAUUGGAGAAGCAAUAGCAAGAUUGCUAAUACGCUAUGUCCGAGGUCCGCAAGCGUAUCCGUACGAAAACAAAAAGAUCGUGCUAUCUGGCCCGAGAGCCCUCUCGCUACGAGAAACAGCGAACGUACUGGGGCGGGCAGUUAAUAGAAGACUCAGAGUUCGACAAGUGGCCCUCGAGGAGUAUUUAGAACAGCCGCGGGUUAGGCAAUUCGAUUCAUACGACAGUGACCCAAAGGCUCUUGCACGAAGCUGGGCGACAGUAUUUGAAGCAAUCCGGCGCGGCGAGUGCGCAGUAACGACGACGUCCUUGGAGAAUCUCCUCGGUCGCGAGCCUGAGGAAUUUGAGACCACUAUCAAUAGAAUGGUAAAAGUCGGAAUCAGGGAGGACUUUGAGAGCGAUCGUAUCGAGUUACAGUAA
Molecule: messenger RNA, 1014 nt
Organism: Talaromyces proteolyticus
Lineage: Eukaryota; Fungi; Ascomycota; Eurotiomycetes; Eurotiales; Trichocomaceae
Exons: 2
Coding region: 1-1014 (337 amino acids)
Source: RefSeq, a predicted model, not a curated record